AUGUGGACGCCCCAGCCCCUCUGCCUGCUGUCUGCUCUCCUGGUCAUAGGGGACACUCUGCAAUGCGAGGUGUGUGCAUCCGAAGAGCAAUCGUGCUCCGGCCCCCUGCAGCCCUGCUCCCCCUCGGAAGGGACCAGCGUCACCGUCGUGGCAGAGAUCAGGCUGGAGGGAAACUCCUUCUCCUACACGGGUAAAUCGUGCCUGGAGCCCAAGAACUGUGAGCCCGGCCCCUUCUCGCAGACCUACGCACACAAUGUCACCGUGCGGGUGAACAUCGCCUGCUGUGACACCGACGGCUGCAACGCUGGGGCCAUCCCAGUGCCAACUGUGAGCUCCGUCCCCAACGGCCGGCAGUGCCUGUCGUUCUUCAAAGGGGGGGCAGAUGGCUGGCGGGAGAAGGAGAAGGAGCCCUUGGCCUGCACCGGCGCCGAGGACCAUUGUGUUGAGGAAUCUGGGAUAUUAACAGUGGAUGGCAUCACCCUGACGAAGAUUGCAGCUGGAUGUGGCUCCCCUGGCGCCUGCGUGAAGAGACUGGGGAAGAAGAAAUACGCCCAGGGCAUGGUGGAGAUGCUGAGCCGGGCUGAGUGCUACCCAGCUCCCAGGGCCGUUGGAGGCAUCGGGGAGCCCUGA
Chelonia mydas (Green sea turtle) is the source of this 630-nucleotide messenger RNA. Its product is annotated as phospholipase A2 inhibitor and Ly6/PLAUR domain-containing protein-like. Gene Ontology annotation, cellular component: extracellular region. Lineage: Eukaryota; Metazoa; Chordata; Testudines; Cheloniidae. The transcript has 5 exons. Bases 1 to 630 code for a protein of 209 amino acids. The record is from RefSeq and is a predicted model, not a curated record. Gene Ontology annotation, molecular function: phospholipase inhibitor activity.